Molecule: messenger RNA, 1737 nt
Organism: Lemur catta (Ring-tailed lemur)
Lineage: Eukaryota; Metazoa; Chordata; Mammalia; Primates; Lemuridae
Gene: RCHY1
Product: ring finger and CHY zinc finger domain containing 1
Exons: 9
Coding region: 400-1185 (261 amino acids)
Biological process (GO): protein ubiquitination; ubiquitin-dependent protein catabolic process
Cellular component (GO): nucleus
Molecular function (GO): ubiquitin protein ligase activity; zinc ion binding
Source: RefSeq, a predicted model, not a curated record
AGGGAGGGGCCGCGCUGUCACAGGUGCCGAUGCGCCCGGGGAGCGUCCCUUCCUCCGGGGCCAACCAGCGUCUCCGCGCCGCCGCGGUCCUCCUCGCCCCAAACCACGCCCCGGGAUGUGGGCGGGUAGCGACGAGGGGAAAAGAGGCAACGUAAGAGUUAUUACCGUUAGCGGCGAAGACGGCGACUAACGUCGACCACGGAGAUUGCGCCUUCCUUCGCUUCCGCCCCGUAGCCCUGGAACCGGAAAUCCGGCUGCCCCGGGUCACGUGCCCAGCCGCCAUAUUGGCCCUGGUGGCGUCUGCAGCUGGGAGAGGGUGUACUAAAGCGGGGCUGUUUCUCUGGGCGUGGUUUGCAGCCUGGAGGAAGGGUCCGUGGAGUGUGAGGGGAGGUGGAGGCGAUGGCGGCGACGGCGCGGGAAGAUGGCGACCGCGGCCAAGAGCGAGGGCAGCGGGGCUGCGAGCACUAUGACAGAGGAUGUCUCCUGAAGGCGCCUUGCUGUGACAAGCUUUAUCCUUGCCGCUUGUGUCACGAUAACAGUGAAGAUCAUCAACUAGAUCGCUUUAAAGUAAAGGAAGUGCAGUGUGUAAACUGUGAAAAAAUUCAGCAUGCCCAACAGACUUGUGAAGAGUGUAGCACAUUGUUUGGAGAAUAUUAUUGUAAUAUAUGCCAUCUGUUUGACAAGGAUAAGAAGCAGUAUCAUUGUGAAAACUGUGGAAUUUGUAGGAUUGGUCCAAAGGAAGAUUUUUUCCACUGUUUGAAAUGUAACUUAUGCCUAGCUAUGAAUCUUCAAGGAAGACACAAGUGUAUUGAAAAUGUUUCCCGGCAGAAUUGUCCAAUAUGUUUGGAGGACAUUCACACAUCUCGUGUUGUUGCUCAUGUCUUGCCAUGCGGACAUCUUUUACAUAGAACGUGUUAUGAAGAAAUGUUGAAAAAAGGCUACAGAUGUCCGUUAUGUAUGCACUCUGCUUUAGAUAUGACUAGGUACUGGCGACAGCUGGAUGAUGAGGUAGCACAGACUCCUAUGCCAUCAGAAUAUCAGAACGUGACUGUGGAUAUUCACUGUAAUGACUGUAAUGGACGGUCCACAGUUCAGUUCCAUAUAUUAGGCAUGAAGUGUAAGAUUUGUGACUCCUACAAUACUGCUCAAGCUGGAGGAUGUAGAAUUUCACCAGAUCAGCAAUGACCAACCUAUAUUGCACUGGAUAAAACAGCAUUUUCUGAUUCAGAAAAAGGCUUUCCUUAGUAUCGUGUUGUUAUAAUGCGUUACAGUCUAUGCAUUUGAGUUGAUGUGUUUUGUACUGGUGUCACAGCAUAAAAUCAUGUUAUAAGUACUUAGGGAUUCAGGGUCUCUUAUAGAAUUAUCAUAGCUCUAUAUUGAAUGAGAGCCACUGCACUUGCGAUUUUGACUGAACAUUCCUUUAUUGUCAGUUGAUUGGAAGCCAAUGAUGUUUGCCACUGAUACUCACAUUCAUUAGAAGUAUGUUACAUUUUCAUGGAACUUUGCUUUAAAUGACAUUGCACGCAGAGUUCAUUUUUAAUUCUUGAUAAAACUGCACUUAAUUCUCAGUAGGGAAUUAAGUAUUAACUUUUUAAGGGCUGUGCUAUGAUGAGAAUAGGUUCCACCUUACUGUUAAAAUCUAAUUACGUAUGCUUUAGAAUUUUCUAAGACAGUCCUUUGGAUCCUCUAAAUGUGAAUUUUGAUGUAAUAACUGCUAAUAAAAUUAUAUUGCAACAG